AUGCUAGUCGGUUUUUUUGUUGUAUCAAAUGGUCAAUCAAGAGCACCAUGUACAAGAAAUAUUAAUGAUCAAACUAUGGAAUUUGUCUGUUCAAGCCCAACAACCAUCGAAAAAUUGGAUAUCGAUGACCUUGCAGAUUCAAUCUUGAAUGGUAUUAGAAAUUUUCAAGUUAUUGGAGUGGGUUUUCGCGGCCCAUUGACAUUUAUACCAGAUAAUAUUUGUCGUUUAACAGAGCUCAGAUAUUUGAAUGUGUCGAAGAAUCAAAUUACUAAUGUUGUGUUGAAUUCAUCUUUAUCAUGUUUAUAUAAAUUAGAAAUUUUUGAUAUGAGUGAUAAUUUUAUUAGUGAAGUUCCUGUUCAAUGGAUUUCUCAAUUGUCUCGUCUUAAAUCAAUUUAUUUGUCAAAUAAUAAUUUAACUUCUAUACCUUAUAGGAUGUUUUAUGACAUUUCCUAUAUAGAAAACUUAGAUGUGUCUUCAAAUCAUUUAACAACAUUUGAAUUAUGGUUAAUUCAGAUAAAAAAUGUCAUUAAUUAUUCAAAUAAUCAAGUAAUUCGUUUUACGAAUAAUUAUAAUGUUGAUCUUUCAAAUUAUCAAUCCGAUAUUACUCAACAAAUUCUUUUACGUAAUACUCAAACAAAAAUUAAUUUUGAUGAUAGUAUUUUUGAAAUGUACAACCGAUGUGUAGAGAUCAAUUCAAUCAAUAAUAGAAUUUUGAUGAAAGCUAUAAAAACAAUACAUGAAAAUAAUCUAGGUUUACUUAAUUGGAAUUGUUCAUGCGAACGAUAUUAUUUACAACAAUAUAUUGUAUCAAUUGAUUCUACUAACAAUUUUACAACAUGGAGCUGUGAUCAAGAUCAAACUAUCAUUUAUAGUAAAAAAUGUAAUAAUGAAUCAUCAUUCAAUUCUACAAAUAGCAACCCACGUUUAUGUGAACUUAAACAGUCGAAACCACUCUCAAAGCCGUUAUUGACAUUUAAUCUAUCCGAUACAACAGUGAUUGAUGAUUUUGCUGAAGUAAUCGAUCAAUCUAAUAAUAAAUUAAGUCAAACCUCUGAUCAGCCAGUUACUGAAAUAAUUCAAGAAAAUUUUCAAAAAAUUAUUUAUUAUAUUGAACGUUAUCUUGAAUCAAUCAAUACUACAAUAAACAUCAGUAAGAAUUCAAUUGGGAUUUUAAGUACUUUAAAAACUAAUCCAAUCUAUUCUUAUUCUCAAAUCAAUCACAAUAAUUCAUUUUUACAUUAUUCAACAGAAACAACUAAUACAAAUUCAAUAGCAAGUAUAUCAAUUUAUCCAAUAUCAAUCGAAAACUUAUCGAAAGCAGAUAUUUAUACAUUUUACUAUCUUCCAUCAUCACUUUUUCGUUAUGCACAAAAAGAUCAAAAUACAAUUAUAGUUUCACCUAUUGUAGGGCUUCAUUUACCGAACAACGCCCCACGUUUCAUUAAUAUGUCAUUUAUUGACAAUGAACUUUCAUCUGGAAAAUAUUCAUGUGCAUUUUGGCAAUAUGAUCGAUGGAAUAAUACCGGUUGUUCUUAUUCUUUAGAUUCCAAUUUAAAACGUCAUUUCUGUUUUUGUAACCAUACAACAUCUUUUGCAUUAAUAUUUAUUCCACAUAAAACUCUGCGUAGUAUCAUGAUACCAGGCAUAAUUUUGACUCUACUUUCAAUAGUAUGCUUUUCUAUAUCAAUAAUUCUUUCAAUACAUCGACAAACUAAAUCUUUUCGUCAUCUAUCAAUAACAAAUAUAUUUAGUUUAUCAAAUUCAAUUAUUUUAUUUACAUUACUAACUGUUAUUUUAAUUCGUGCUUAUAAAUCAUCAAAUACAGAAUCAAUAAAUCAAGAUAAAUGUUCAAUAUUACCAAGAAAUUUAGCUAUUGCAACUUACUUUUUUUUCAUAUUAACAUUUGCAAGUAAAACUUUACUUGGUAUUGGAUAUUUUUUAACAAUAUUUUUUCAUUUUAUUUUUAUUGAAUCUACAACUAUAUUCAAUAAAUGGUUUUAUGCAAGUUUUUUUCUUGUCAUUCUUAUUGCUUUAAUACCAACAAUAGUUAUCAAUAUAAUUAUACAUCGAUCGACAAAUUUAUUUAUACAAUAUGAAAGUAUUUGUUGGUUUAAUAAAUCAUAUAUAUUUCGAUUUAUUUCAAUACCAUUAAUUAUUUUUCUUGCGUUAAAUAUAUUAAUUAUAUUUGGAAUAACAAUUCGUUUAAUUCAAUUUUUUAUUAGGCGUAAAAUGUCACAAACAAAUGAAAAACGAACGAUUGUUUCAAUAAUGAUAUGGAUUACAUUAUGUAUAUUAUUAGGCGUUGCUUGGAUAUUUGGACCAUUUUUAGAUUUAAUGAUCAAAGAUAAAACUCUAACACCAUCAAAAAUUAUACAAUGGAUUUUUGCUGUUUAUAAUGGAUUGGAAGGUCUAUGGGUAUUGGGUAUUAAUAUUAUUUUUUAUUUGAAUCAAAAAUUGAAUAUGACAUCUCGUUGGACGAUUCCGAAUAAAGUUAAAAACUAA
Molecule: messenger RNA, 2502 nt
Organism: Rotaria sp. Silwood2
Lineage: Eukaryota; Metazoa; Rotifera; Eurotatoria; Philodinida; Philodinidae
Source: the annotation of a GenBank genome assembly